This is a messenger RNA of Durio zibethinus, 3621 nucleotides long. RefSeq names its product heat shock 70 kDa protein 17-like. Lineage: Eukaryota; Viridiplantae; Streptophyta; Magnoliopsida; Malvales; Malvaceae. Gene Ontology annotation, molecular function: ATP-dependent protein folding chaperone; ATP binding. Gene Ontology annotation, biological process: endoplasmic reticulum unfolded protein response. The record is from RefSeq and is a predicted model, not a curated record. Gene Ontology annotation, cellular component: endoplasmic reticulum chaperone complex.
AACAACUUACAGACGGACUGACUUUAAACGACCGAGAACCGGACACGAAAGCGCAACACUUCUAAGCAUCUCAAAAUUCGCCACAUGUCAUUUUUGCCACUUGGCCUCUUCUUAUAGGCCAAUUUCCUUCUACUUUCCACGUCGGUCACCCGUCCACUAUAAAAAUCAUAGCCCAGAGUCAAGAAACUUCGUCUUUUCUCUCCAUUUCUUACAAAAUUCAGAUCCUCUCUUCCAAAAAAUUGUAAUUCUUAUGAGGAAUAUGUUAUUCAGAUUAGGGAUAUUCUUAUCUAUACUAUCGUUGUUCCUAAUUAAGUCGGAAUCCGCUGUUUCAAGCAUAGAUCUAGGUUCAGAAUGGCUGAAAGUCGCCGUCGUGAAUCUAAAACCCGGCCAAAGUCCAAUCACCAUUGCCAUCAACGAGAUGUCGAAGAGAAAAUCCCCAGCCUUAGUCGCAUUCCAAUCGGAAACUCGCUUGCUUGGAGAAGAAGCAGCCGGAAUCGUCGCUCGUUAUCCCGACAAAGUCUUUUCCAAUCUUCGAGACAUGGUUGGGAAGCCCUAUCAAGACGUCAAGCGAUCCGCCGAUUCAAUGUACCUUCCGUUCGAUAUAGUAGAAGAUUCUAGAGGUGCCACGAGGAUUCGAGUUUCGGACGACGCUAGUUAUGCCGUUGAGGAGUUGUUGGGGAUGAUUUUGAAGUACGCAACGAAUUUGGCGGAGUUUCAUUCGAAAGUGACGGUUAAGGAUGCGGUAAUUUCGGUGCCACCGUAUUUUGGACAAGCAGAGAGGAAAGGGUUGCUGACGGCGGCGGAAUUGGCCGGAAUAAACGUGAUUUCGUUGAUAAAUGAGCAUUCGAGUGCGGCAUUGCAGUAUGGGAUCGAUAAGGAUUUCUCGAAUGGGUCAAGGCAUGUGAUUUUUUAUGAUAUGGGUUCGAGUAGUACUUAUGCAGCUCUUGUUUAUUAUUCUGUUUAUACUGCUAAGGAGUUUGGGAAAACUGUUUCGGUCAACCAAUUUCAGGUGAAGGAUGUUAGAUGGGAGUCAGAACUAGGAGGACAGAACAUGGAAUUACGGCUGGUGGAGUACUUUGCAGAUGAGUUCAAUAAACAAGAUGGAAAUGGGGUUGAUGUCAGGAAGUAUCCCAAGGCAAUGGCUAAAUUGAAGAAACAGGUGAAGCGAACAAAAGAAAUUUUAAGUGCAAAUACAGCAGCUCCGAUAUCUGUUGAAUCUCUCCACGAUGAUAGGGACUUCAGGAGCACCAUAACUCGUGAGAAAUUUGAAGAGCUCUGUGGAGACCUUUGGGAUAAAUCUCUUAUACCUGUGAAAGAACUGCUUAAGCAUUCGGGUUUGCAAGCUGAUGAUAUAUAUGCCGUGGAGUUGAUUGGAGGUGCUACUCGAGUGCCAAAGUUGCAGGUUAAGCUCCAGGAAUAUUUUGGAAGGAAAGAUCUGGACAAACAUCUAGAUGCUGAUGAAGCUAUUGUUCUUGGUGCAGCACUCCAUGCUGCCAAUUUAAGUGAUGGAAUUAAGUUGAAUCGUAAGCUGGGAAUGGUUGACGGUUCUUCUUACAGUUUUGUCGUUGAAUUAGAUGGGCCUGAUCUUUCAAAAGAUGGGGCCAACAGGCUUUUAUGGGUGCCAAGGAUGAAAAAACUUCCCAGUAAGAUUUUCAAGUCCUUUAAUCAUAGCAAAGAUUUUGAAGUGUCACUUGCCUAUGAUCAUGAAGAUCUUUUACCUCCAGGGCUUUCCUCCCCCGUAUUUGCUCAGUAUGCAGUGUCUGGUUUAACAGAUGCAGCUGAGAAGUAUGCAUCUCGGAAUUUGUCUUCUCCCAUCAAAACAAGUGUGCAUUUCUCUCUUAGUAGAAGUGGAAUUCUUUCUUUGGAUCAAGCAGAGGCUGUUAUUCAGAUAUCAGAAUGGAUAGAAGUUCCUAAAAGGAAUUUGACCGUAGAGAAUACAACCAGUGCUUCCCCCAGUGUAUCUGUUGAUGUUGGUACUAAAAACACUUCUGAAGAAACUAAUAAUAGCUUGGAUUCAGAUGGUGGGAUUAGUAAUGCACCUAACAGUAGUGUUGGAGAACCAAGUAUGAUGGAUCUUGGUACAGAAAGAAAACUAAAGAAGCGGACCUUCAAAAUUCCACUGAAGAUAGUGGAGAAAACAGUGGGACCUGGAAUGUCUCUUUCAAAAGAAUCUUUUUCUGAUGCUAAACGUAAACUGGAAGCAUUGGACGUGAAGGAUGCAGAGCGGAGAAGAACAGCAGAGUUAAAAAAUAGCCUUGAAGAAUAUAUUUAUGCUACAAAAGAGAAGCUUGAAACAUCUGAAGACUUUGAAAAAAUAUCUCCAAUUGAUGAACGCCAAUCUGUCAUAAAAAAGCUUGAUGAGGUUCAAGAAUGGCUGUAUACUGAUGGUGAAGAUGCAACUGCCACGGAGUUUCAGGAACACCUCAAUUUGUUAAAAGCUACUGCUGACCCAAUAUUUUUCCGAUUUAAAGAGUUGUCUGCACGACCAGCAGCAGUAGAAGUUGCUCGACAAUACCUUACUGAAUUGCAACAGACUAUUCAUGGGUGGGAGACAGACAAACCUUGGCUGCCAAAGGACAGAGUAGAUGAGCUGUCAGUCAAUGCGGACAAGUUCAAGACUUGGUUGGAUGAGAAGGAGGCUCAGCAGAAGAAGACAUCUGAAUUCAGCACACCUGUUUUCACAUCCGAAGAAGUGUUCAAGAAGGUACUCAGUUUACAAGACAAGGCUGCAAGCAUCAAGAGAAUCCCCAAGCCAAAGCCUAAAGUUGAGAAGCCUGUAAAGAAUGAAACUGAGACAAAUUCCAAGAAUGCUGAAAAUUCUUACUCGACUCCUGAGAAUGAUAACUCUCAAAAUGACAAACCAGCUGGGGACUCAGAUAGCUCAACCAGUGAAGAAGUUGGCUUGGAAAGCUCAAUCAAUGAAGAAGUUAAUGUAGAGUCAGAACCCCACGACGAGUUAUAAUCAGUUGACACAACAAGCGAGACCCUUUAACUAAUUAUCACCCUUCUGACUUAGUAAGUAGAGACCAGGCAUUCCAGUAAAUUUACUCUAUGGAAGAAAUCAUAGUGGUAUUGCCAUACUUUACUGCUGUUGAGAUUAAUGGAUGGUGUCUGGUGGUUGAAACACCGUUUUGCUGAAGGGUUCUUAGCUCCCUCCAUCAGCGGUGAUUAUGCUUCCCUGAAAGGUGAGUAUUUCUUGGUAGUCUAGCUUGCCCCAUGGAGUUUAUGAGACAGUACAGUGUUAGAGCAUUUUGUUAUAUCCUUUAUAAUGAGAAUUGAUAGAUUCUUCUCAAGAAAAAAAACACAAGAACCAAUCUUCUUGGGAUUAAGUUUGUAUUUUUUCCAAAUUGGGUGAUAAAAUGGUUUGACUUUAACACCCUUUUUUAUGCCAAAUGUUUUAUGUCAAACUUUGGUGAAUGAUAUGGUUCUGUCGCCGUUUUUCGUUUCUUUUUGGAUCAAUCUCCUUGGGAUUAAGUUAUAUUUUCCGUCAACUGCUUAGAGUGUUGGUAGAGUAUUUAUGUUGGUAUAAUCUCUUCAAAAGAAUGUUUUCAAAAUCAGUCUCCAGAAUAGUUCUAAUUGAGCAUGACCUUUUUGUCAACUUAGGUUCUGUUUGAUAAAUUG